UACACACUCAGCCAUCACAAAGGGGAAUCACUCAAAGAGCUGACAGAGACACCAAAAGGUCUGAAGAAGUCUACUUGAUUGAACAAUUUGAACCAUCCUAAGAUGAAGACAUUCAGUGUUGCAGUUGCAGUGGCCGUCGUGCUCACCUUUAUUUGUAUUCAGGAGAUCUCUGCUGUCCCAGUCACUGAAGUGCAAGAGCUGGAGGAACCAAUGGGCAUUGAGAAUCCGGCUGCUGAACAUGAGGAGACAUCAGUGGACUCAUGGAAGAUGCCGUAUAACAACAGACACAAACGUGGCUUUGAUUGUCGUGUUUGCUGCGGCUGCUGCACCCCCGGUGUCUGCGGAUUGUGUUGCAGAUUCUGAGGAUUCCUGCUCCAACAACUACUGUCAAAUUCUGAUGUUUCUAAACUUCAUCAUGCUGUAGUUAAUGUGCAUGUACUCAGUGGUGUGACUGCAUCGUCCACUGGUUUUGCUAAAUAUCUGAUACUGCUGUGGAUUUUCACAAUAAAGUUUAAUGUCACUAUAUGAAA
This is a messenger RNA of Sander lucioperca (pikeperch), 530 nucleotides long. Its product is annotated as hepcidin-like. Lineage: Eukaryota; Metazoa; Chordata; Actinopteri; Perciformes; Percidae. The transcript is spliced from 3 exons. Gene Ontology annotation, cellular component: extracellular region. The coding region runs from base 103 to 363 and encodes 86 amino acids. The record is from RefSeq and is a predicted model, not a curated record. Gene Ontology annotation, biological process: intracellular iron ion homeostasis; defense response to bacterium.